AUGCCUGCCCGCCAUCUGAAAUCCAGGUCAGACAACGUGGCCGUCUCCACCACUCCCCAAAUUGAUGUCAGUUCAGUCGUCAAGGGUGUGAUAGACGAUGUCCGACAGAAUGGCGAUGCAGCCGUACGCAAGUACUCUGAGAAGUUUGACAAGUGGUCACCGGCUUCGUUCAAGCUAUCCCAGGCGGAUAUUGAUGCCGCGAUCGCGGCCUGUCCCCAGCAGACCAUCGACGACAUUAAGGAGGUCCAGAAGAAUGUGCGUGCAUUUGCACAAGCUCAGCGCGAGUCUCUGAAGGACUUUGAGUAUGAGAUUCAACCUGGCGUUGUUCUGGGCCAGAAGAAUCUUCCUAUUAACUCUGUCGGCGCAUAUAUCCCUGGUGGACGCUAUCCUCUGCUUGCCUCCGCCCACAUGACCAUCUUAACUGCCAAAGUUGCCGGCGUGCCACACGUUGUGGGUUGCACUCCACCCAUCGCUGGCAAGGUACCUCACGCCACAAUUGCAGCCAUGCACCUUGCUGGAGCCGACGAGAUAUAUCUCCUUGGUGGUGUUCAAGCGAUCGCUGCAAUGGCCGUUGGUACCGGGACAAUGAAAAAGGUGGAUUUCAUCGCGGGACCCGGAAAUGCUUUCGUCGCCGAGGGAAAGAGACAGCUCUUUGGCGAGGUCGGGAUUGACCUCUUCGCCGGACCGACAGAAAUCUUGAUUGUGACAGACGAUACGGCGGAUCCUUUCACCGUCGCUACUGACAUCCUCUCCCAGGCUGAACACGGCCCUGACUCUCCCGCUGUGGUAAUCACUACGUCGGAAAGAGUAGGCCGGAAAGCCAUCGAGAUCAUCAAUGAACUGCUCAAACAUCUUUCAACUGGGGACGUGGCAAGUGUUUCGUGGGAGCGAUUCGGCGAGGUGAUUGUUGUUGACACAAUUGAUGAAGCUUGGAAAUUGGCAGAUGAAUACGCCAGUGAACAUGUUCAGAUCUUUACGAAACGGCCUCGGGAUGCAUUGGACAAUAUGACAGCAUAUGGAGCGCUCUUCUUGGGUGAGAAGACGUGUGUUUCUUACGGGGAUAAGGUGAUUGGAACCAACCACGUGCUCCCUACUAAGAAAGCAGCUAGAUAUACCGGUGGUCUCUGGGUUGGAAAGUAUCUCAGAACAGUGACAUAUCAGGAGGUGGAGAGUAGCAAGGCUAGUGGUGAACUGGGAAGGCUCUGUGGACGAGCAGCUAGAGCAGAGAACUUCGAAGGCCAUGCUCGGUCUGGGGAUUUACGCGCACAGAAGUAUCUGGAUGAUCAGUAUGAUUGGAUCAAGCUGUAUCAUGAUGAGAAUCCCAAGGCAUAUAGAGGAAAUCUGUGA
Messenger RNA from Aspergillus oryzae RIB40, 1347 nucleotides. Its product is annotated as histidinol dehydrogenase family protein. The record is from RefSeq and is a predicted model, not a curated record. Gene Ontology annotation, molecular function: NAD binding; histidinol dehydrogenase activity; metal ion binding. The transcript has 4 exons. NCBI's taxonomy places the organism in Eukaryota, Fungi, Ascomycota, Eurotiomycetes, Eurotiales, Aspergillaceae. Gene Ontology annotation, biological process: L-histidine biosynthetic process. Gene Ontology annotation, cellular component: cytoplasm. The coding region runs from base 1 to 1347 and encodes 448 amino acids.